Notothenia coriiceps (black rockcod) is the source of this 2160-nucleotide messenger RNA. Its product is annotated as sodium-dependent neutral amino acid transporter B(0)AT2-like. The record is from RefSeq and is a predicted model, not a curated record. The transcript has 14 exons. NCBI's taxonomy places the organism in Eukaryota, Metazoa, Chordata, Actinopteri, Perciformes, Nototheniidae. Gene Ontology annotation, cellular component: plasma membrane. The annotation marks the transcript as partial. Gene Ontology annotation, biological process: sodium ion transmembrane transport; amino acid transport; nitrogen compound transport.
GUGUGUUUCUUCGUGGCUCUCUACUACAAUGUGAUCCUUGCAUGGAGCCUGUUCUACCUCGGGAACUCCUUCCAGUCGUCUCUGCCUUGGGAACACUGUCCAGUAGAGGGGAAUGUGACAGUACCAGAAUGUAAAAAGAGCUCCCCCACAUCGUACUUCUGGUACCGUAAAGCUCUGGAUAUCACCGACUCCAUCGAUGAGACGGGCUCUUUCAACCCGUACAUCGUGGGCUGUCUGCUGGCCGCCUGGACCCUCGUGUGCCUGGGAAUGUUCAAGGGCAUCAAGACCUCUGUCAAGGUGAUGUAUUUCUCCUCCAUCUUCCCCUACGUGGUGCUGUUCUGCUUCCUGGUUCGAGGCCUCAUGCUGGACGGGGCUUUAGAUGGAAUCGGCUUCAUGUUCUACCCAAAGCUGGAGAUCUGGGCCGACGUGCAGGUGUGGCGACAGGCAGCCACUCAGGUGUUCUUUGCUUUGGGUCUCGGCUUCGGGUCGAUCAUCGCUUACUCCUCCUAUAAUCCCAAGAACAACAACUGCCAUCGUGAUGCCUUCACUGUCUCCACGAUCAACUUCCUCACCUCUGUGCUGGCCACUCUGGUGGUGUUCGCUGUGCUCGGCUUCCGCGCCAAAAACAAGGCCAUGGAAUGUGUGGUCAGUAAUAUUAAGGAGUUAUCGGAGCAGUUUCACAGCGGUCCUGUGGAGAUAAACUUGAUGCCAAGCUUCAACUAUUCUGAUCCCAGUGCUGUGGCUCUAGAGGACUACAGGGCCUGGUUCAAACUGCAUGGAAAACAGUUCCCAGGCAAUCUAACAGACUGUGACAUGGAAAAAGAGAUGCAGCAGGGUGUGGAGGGAACAGGCCUGGCUUUCAUCGCCUUCACAGAGGCCAUCUCUCUCCUGCCUGGCAGCCCCUUCUGGUCAGCGCUCUUCUUCCUCAUGCUGCUCAACUUAGGGCUCAGCACCAUGUUUGGCACCAUGGAGGGAAUCCUCGCCCCACUCACUGACCGCUUCAAAACUCUGGCCAACAACAAGACUAAACUCACAAUUUUCAGCUGCAUCAUCGGCUUUGUAAUCGGCCUCCUCUUCACCCAGCGCUGUGGAAACUACUUUGUGAUGAUGUUCGAUGAUUACUCUGCCACUCUGCCACUCAUCAUUGUUGUGGUUUUUGAGACCUUCAGCGUGUCUUGGCUGUAUGGAGCUGAUAGGUUCCUGGAUGACAUUGAGGGGAUGCUGGGCUGGCGUCCUCAUGUGAUCUACAAGUACCUGUGGAAAUACGUCUGCCUGCUCGCUAUGCUGGGGCUGCUGGGCGCCACCACCAUCCAGAUGUUCAUCAAACGCCCCACCUAUAUGGCAUGGAACCAAGAGAAGGGAUCUGAGGAGUACCUCGAGUACCCGGACCGGGCUCUGGCUGUCAUGGCCUUGCUGAUCAUAUUUGCUGUGAUGCCCGUCCCGAUAGCUUUGAUUCACGCUGUCCUGAUGGACCGGCGGACAAGAGAAAGAGCCAGAGAUUCAGAGGCCGGAAGAGUACGCACAGGUGUCCCUUGGAAAUACUGCCAGGUGUCCGGGGAGUUCAGUUGUCGUGGAUGCAGUCUCUCUUCAGUCAGCCAGAAAGGACCAACACCCGGCAGAGAAACACGACAUCCUCGCUUCCACAUCAGGUGUAUCAAUUUGAAUUUGCAGACAUACGUUCUAACCCCCCCAUGGCGGGCCUGGCAGCUCUGUCGAUACAUAAUGAACCUGCUCAGGAAAGAGGAAGCUACUCAUUUAAACGCAAAGCAGACAUAUGUCCAGGUAGAACAAGACAAUGCCAAAGUGGGUCUGUUCGUCGCUGCAGCCGUAGGAACCUUCGCUCUGAUGGCUGCUGUGUACUGUAUCUACAACAAGUUCUACUCCAAACACCAGUACCUGCACACCCAGCUCAACGAUGACUCGGAUUUCAGCACAGACCCCAUGGACACUCCCCCUGUGUGUUUCCACGGCUCCGCCGGCUCCAGUGCGGUAGACGUGCAGAGAGGUGGUUACGGCUCGCUCUCGGACACUCCAUCCAUCAUCUCUGUGCCACCCAGCCUGUCCCCCCCUCCCUCUGCCAUGCCCUUCCCUCCCCUCUUCCUCCCCUCUCACUCUCUGAGAACUAUAUCAGCCAAGGACCUGGAGAAGAGCUGUGCCUAA